GAAAACGAUUUCCAUUUAAAAAGAACAAGAAUUUGGUCUCAACCAUAAAAUGGAGUGUAUGCAAGUUCAUGAUCAGCGUAAAUUUUAUGUCGGUUUAGUCAUGUAGUCAUGUCAAGCACUAUGAAAUAAGGAGCUUUGAAAUGUUCCACAUGCAUUGAAAUUAUUCGUAGGAUGUUUGGUAUGGAAUGGUAUGCAUCGCUCCAUGUUUGGGUAUAGCCCAUAUAUAAAGGUACCUUCUCAUUUUCGAUAUUCCAAAUUAGUUGUAAUUUGAUAUUACCGCUGCUUUUGAAUAUAUUCCCUUGUCUCAAAAAAUUAUCAAUGUUGGUCCACUUUUUGAUGAAGCCCCCAUAUAAAUGUACCUCCUGAUUUCGGAGAAUUCAGUCCCUAUAUAUCGUGUCUACUCAUCUGUUGAAAUCAAUUUAAAGUUCGUACUAUCCAAUUAUGUGGCUUUGGAAUGUUCCAAUUGCGUUGAAAUUAUUCCCAGGAUGUUUGGUAUUGAAUGGUAUGCAUCGCUCCAUGCUUGGGUAUAGCCCAUAUAUAAAGGUACCUCCUGAUAUUCCAAAUCAGCUGUGAUUUGAUAUUACUAUUGCUUUUUGGAUAUAUUAACUCGUUUCCAAAAAACUAUCAAUGUUGGGCAACUUUUUGAUAUAGCUCACACAUAAAUGUACCUCCUGAUUUCAGAGGGCUCAGGAUUGUAGGAGUCAGCCUCUAUAUUUAAAAAAGUGCCUUCUAACUUUCACUAUUUAUUGCUUCGGUUCCCAAAUCAACCGUUGUUUAACAUUUCGACUACUCAGUAGGUAGUUCAACUCCUCGCUAAAAACGAUCAAUGUAAGUCCAUUUUUGGUAUAGGACCCAUAAAACUGUAUCUCCGGAUUUUCGGUAUGUUGGAGCUGCAAAACCAUAUUCCGUGUGCUUUUUGGUUAGAUUAACUUCUCUCAAAAAAUAUGCGAUGUUCUUUCACUUUUUGAUAUAUCCCCCAUUUAACUAUACCUCCUGAUUUUUCGAAAUGUCCACCCAACUUCCCAUUCAACUCAGCUGUGAUUUGAUAUAUUGAAUUCUUUGUGGGUUGCUUAAUCUUCUUAAAAAACAUGCAAUGUAGAUCCACUUUUUGAUGUAACCCCCAUGCAGAGGUACCUCCAAAUUUUCGAUAUCAUUUUGAAGGUUUCAGCCUCCAUUUUAGAUUACUUAGUCUCAAUGAAUAUUCAAUGUAGGUACACUCCUGAUUUGAAGUUUUCUACCGCAAUUUCCAAUGAAAUCGACUUUAAUUUGAUAUUUGUGGCUCUUAACCCCUCAUCAGAGGUUUUCACAAAUACCCUUUCCCACGAAGAUUGUACUAGAUUUUCCAAUUUGUCAGUUAAAACACAGUUGAGGCUUUUUGUUUUCAUUUAAAGGGGAUGAUUUGAAUAAAACACCUGAACAGUACCUCAAAACAACCCCAACAACAUUUCAAAACAAUUUCCACAAAAUUCCUUUGUAUUCUCUGCGUUUGUCUUCUUAUGAUGGCAACCCUUAAAAUAAACCCCCCAAAAAAAGCUUAAACAUCUCCUCACAAGCUUUCCACCCCCUAACUUGUUAGCAUAACAAAGCCACCCUUUUUCGCCCAUACUCAAACAGGGGCACUCAACAACUCAUUAAAGGAAAAUUUUUUGACUCAUACAGUUUGUUAGACGAAAAUAAAGGAAAACAAAAAAAUUAAUCUUUUAGCCAACAUAUUUCAAGUGAUAUUUUCAUAUAAUAAUCAAUUUUACAAAUCAAUAGUUUCCUAAAAUAAAAAAAAUAUUGUCAGUACCUUAAAAAAAAAAAAAAAGAAAACUUAAAUAAAAAAUUAUGACCACUUGUGACUUGUAUGACGUCUGGUCCAAGGCCUGCAAUCAUUAUGAUUUGCCCGAGGCCAGCAUACUUUCCUGGUAUGAACGCAUCCGCAGCAAAUUAAGCGAGGCAGACAGUAAACGUGUCUAUCACAAUUGGUCAUUUAUGUUGGCCCACAAAUGGCCCGAAUUGGAGCAUGCCAAGCCGCACAUUGUGCUGGCUGCAUUUUUCCAAUACUAUGAAUUUGAUUUACAAAAAAAUUGUGUACAAGAAAAUUGUGAAAUAUUUCGGGAAUUUUGUCGUGAUGCCAUGGUCGAGGAUGAUGAUAUGAAACAGAUUGUCUGUCGUUUGUUGGGUGAGCAGAGUAGCGAACCAAUAACCUCAGACAUUGAUGAGGAUAUGGCCAUAUUACAGGAUUUGGAUUUAUUGAUACUGGCUUCCUCACCCGAUGUGUAUAAAAACUAUGCCGAAUUGUCACGUCAGGAAUGGUUAAAUGCUGGCAAAAGUAACUAUGAAGAUCUGAGACGUAAGACUUUAAAUGCCCUCCUGGCCUUGGACAUCUAUCAGACACCUGAAUUUAAUACCAAAUAUGCCAAAGCAGCACGUUCAAAUAUUGAACAGGAAUUGAAAGAGUUAGAAAAUUGUUAGAGAAAAAGUUACUAUCGAGAGUUUUUUGUCUUCUCAGCCUUCGUUUCUGUACUUAAGCGAGGGAUAAUGUUCCAUGCGGUUUUUUUUGUAGAAUAUUUAUUUUGGAGCAAAGCGUUUUUUUUUUUUUUUUUUUGGUUAUUGUUCAAUAUUGUACCAGGUUAAAAGUUUUGAGAAAAAAAAAAACAUGCUUCAUUUCAUGUGACAGAAUCUUCGUAAACCAUAAGAUUUUUUUGUUUAUUUCAUUACCCUGAUUAUAAGACUUUUUAAUGUCAAGCAGACUUCCCGAAAUCAUUGUAAGCUACAAAAAAUUGCACUGUGAAAUGGUAAUGUGCCAGAAUGAGAGAGUAGAUCUUCCCAGCAGAAAUACAUAUUACAAAUCCGGUUACUAACCUAUUGAAUCAACAAGGUCAUGUCCCACGAAAUGAGUAGUAGUUUUCAUGCUGAUAAAAUUCAAUAAAUAAUUGACAUUAUUAGGGCCAAGAAAUAGCUAUUUCGCACUACAGGCCCUUGUUGAAGACAUCAAAUGUAUAAUAAGUAUUUUUACUAGAUUGCUUUCAAAUAAGUCAAUCGGGAAAGUCGCCCAGCUUUUAAAAAUCCCAAAAUCCAUUUAAAUUUUAAAUAUGAUCUAAAAUUUUACAUUUUUACCUCCAUACAAAUUGGCUUUCCCUUUCUAUAAAACACCAAAAUCAUAAAAAUCCCAACGUCAUUUGUCCGUCCAUUGUUUAAUUGGUUUUUAUACUGCGAAAUUAAAUCUAGGAAUUAUAGCAAGAAAUUGGAUUAUUAUUUUUUAUAUUGAAGAGUUUUCAUAAAUAUUCAGGUCUUUUUUCAUAAUUCUCCCUAUCUUAUACUGAUUUCAUGUGUCUAUCUAACUAAUCCAAAACUGACAAUAACAUCGCAAGGGCAAAUCUGCCUUCUUUCUCCUAAAAGAAGUUCAUCUUCAUCUUGAGGUACUGGUACAGCUUUCGUUUUGAUGAUGACAACUAUAUAUAUUUAUGUAUUUAAAAAACUGUGUUCUGCUUAAUAAUAAUGUACUACAAAGACGUGUAAUUAUAAAUGCCAACAAUAUUCGAGACAAAUAUAUACACCUACCUACACCUCAAA
Messenger RNA from Musca domestica (house fly), 3558 nucleotides. RefSeq lists its product as uncharacterized. Lineage: Eukaryota; Metazoa; Arthropoda; Insecta; Diptera; Muscidae. Bases 1828 to 2457 code for a protein of 209 amino acids. The transcript is spliced from 4 exons. The record is from RefSeq and is a predicted model, not a curated record.